Molecule: messenger RNA, 1967 nt
Organism: Echinops telfairi (small Madagascar hedgehog)
Lineage: Eukaryota; Metazoa; Chordata; Mammalia; Afrosoricida; Tenrecidae
Gene: PRMT8
Product: protein arginine methyltransferase 8
Exons: 10
Coding region: 1-1176 (391 amino acids)
Biological process (GO): peptidyl-arginine methylation
Cellular component (GO): plasma membrane
Molecular function (GO): protein-arginine N-methyltransferase activity
Source: RefSeq, a predicted model, not a curated record
AUGGAGCUCUUCUGCAACUUUGGGGUCCUGCAGCUGUACGCUGUGGGCCCUGAUAGGCACACGAAGGGGAGCAGUCCCCCAGCCCAGCCCCCUCAGCCUGUCAUCCCAGCAAAGCCCCUGCAAUGUGUCCACCACGUGUCCACUCAACCCAGCUGCCCAGGGCGGGGCAAGUUGUCCAAGCUGCUGAACCCGGAAGAGAUGACCUCGAGAGAUUAUUACUUUGACUCCUACGCCCACUUUGGGAUCCACGAGGAGAUGCUGAAGGAUGAGGUGCGCACGCUCACGUACCGCAACUCCAUGUACCACAACAAGCACGUGUUCAAGGACAGGGUGGUGCUGGAUGUGGGGAGUGGCACCGGCAUCUUGUCCAUGUUUGCUGCCAAAGCCGGAGCCAAGAAGGUGUUUGGGAUCGAAUGCUCCAGUAUUUCGGACUACUCAGAGAAGAUCAUUAAGGCCAACCACUUGGACAACAUCAUCACCAUAUUUAAGGGGAAAGUGGAGGAGGUGGAGCUGCCUGUGGAGAAGGUGGAUAUCAUCAUCAGUGAGUGGAUGGGCUACUGUCUGUUCUAUGAGUCAAUGCUCAACACGGUGAUCUUCGCCAGGGACAAGUGGCUGAAACCUGGAGGGCUUAUGUUUCCAGACCGGGCAGCUUUGUACGUGGUAGCAAUCGAGGACAGACAGUACAAGGACUUCAAAAUCCACUGGUGGGAGAAUGUCUAUGGCUUUGACAUGACCUGUAUCCGGGACGUGGCCAUGAAGGAGCCUUUGGUGGAUAUUGUGGACCCAAAGCAAGUGGUGACCAAUGCCUGUUUAAUAAAGGAGGUGGACAUUUACACGGUGAAGACGGAAGAGCUGUCAUUCACUUCGGCGUUCUGCCUGCAGAUACAGCGCAAUGACUAUGUCCACGCCCUGGUGACCUAUUUCAAUAUUGAAUUUACCAAGUGCCACAAGAAAAUGGGGUUUUCCACAGCUCCUGAUGCCCCCUACACUCACUGGAAACAAACUGUCUUCUACUUGGAAGAUUACCUCACCGUUCGGAGGGGGGAAGAAAUCUACGGGACCAUAUCCAUGAAGCCAAAUGCCAAAAAUGUGCGGGACCUCGAUUUCACUGUAGAUUUGGAUUUUAAGGGACAGCUGUGCGAAACAUCUGUAUCUAAUGACUACAAAAUGCGUUAGCACACGCGGGGGAACAAAAGAGCCUCUCGCCUCGGUCUGCCGCCCUUGCACCGAGGAACACUGCAGGACUCCACACUUGAAAACUGCAGGCGUCAACUCUGCCCGGAAGACUGCUGAACUCAUCAGGGCUCCCGUGAGCCCUGCUUCCAGACGGAGAACCUCCCGGCUCCCGGGCUCUGCUCGGGGAGCCCCUCGCGAAGGCUUUCUGGGCACCAGGAAAGAGCAACCCCGAGUGCUGUGGCAGGUUCCCCCAGGACGGAAAAGUACACAUGUAGACCCAUUGUCCUCCUUAACUGUGACUCUCUGGAUCUUUCACGUGUUGCAUGCUGCAGGCAUCUAGGACAGAUUGCUUCCACUAGAACUUGGAGACGUAGUGUUGUUGAUAGCAUAAGCGAGACGAUCUGUCUGUGUGGUGGCGUGUGUGUGUGUGUGUGUGCGUGGGUGUGCGUGCCUAUGGCAUAUACAUUAGUUUAUUUGCCCACAGCAGCUGUAUAUGCAUGCAUAUACAACCCAGUGGGUAGACGUGUGUGUUCAUUCAGGGGGGUGUGCGCAUGUGCGUGUGCGUGCGUGUGUAGAAUAUAUAUUACUCUCAGAGGAGAUUCUGUUGCUUUCGAAUAGGAAUUUGUUUCAUGAUUAGUUCCUUCCCCCUCCCCACACCUUAACAGAUGUUAAGCAGGUAGGAAAUGUUCUCUGUGUUCGCUCUGGUCUCCUUUUGAUUAGACCGUGGCUCUGAACCCCGAGGUAGACCACGCACCCUGUGGGCGCUCAAUAAAUAUACAUGAGUGAAGCAA